AGUUUCGGUAAACAACAACGUCCCACAUAGCACAGAUUUGUAGAAGGAAAAUAACUUAAUCUCUUGCUGUACAGAAUGCAAUACAGAUGCGCAGCUACCUUACAAGUGUGUAUGAGGAAGGAGAUGCGUGGUCAGCUCUGAUUGCCAUGGUUCAGUCUCCCCAACAUGGUAGCAAGGUUUCUUCUUCUUCUCCCUUCUCCCACUGUUACCUGCAAAAAGUUUCAGAUACACCAUGGUUGCUUCCUCUCCUGACUGCUACAUCACAGAUCCGCACACUUUGCAAGGCCAAACUGGAGAAAGGCGCGCUCUGAUUUGGCCAGUACCCACGAGAACCCACGUAUAGGCCAGUCACAUUUGAUUAAAUUUUGCUUGGCUGUGCGCCUGAUCAAAAUUUAAGUGACGAAUCCUACUUUACAUUACACAAAGACACUUAAAUUUUCUCCCUGUUUACAAUAUGAAUAGAUGGACACCCAAUAUGAAUCAAACAGUGACGAAUCAUAUUGUAAACUCCGCAUAAGUCUGCAGGUUUUUUCUACUGUGGAUCUCCCACGCUUACAGAAGUAGUCACGGAUGUUGCAGUAGAAUUCACCUUCUGCUUCCUCCUCUUACCGGCUCUCGUCAGCGGCAGCAGGGGAGAGGCGGCUGUAGCGACGUAUCCCGGUCGGACCCGUGCGUGGAGGAGACUUGCUCGGAUACACGGCCUUGCCUGACUCCCCAUGAAUCGCCCUCCUUUUGCCACAUAAAUAGGCCUCGAGCCCUCUACGGAAGCAUCCAAUCUCGCGGUCUGCAAUCUCGCCGUUCUAUCAACUCCGCCGGACGCCGUGCUCCAUAUGCGGACAUGAUGCCGUCGUAAAAUCUCGCGGUUCUACCAACAUCGCCGGACCGCCCGUGCUCCAUCUGAGAAAAUGAAUGACAGCGCUGACUUGACCAUUGUUGUGGAUUUUGAUAACCGACCUUAAAAAAGCCAAAUUUUCUGAGUCGGAUGUUUUGGAGCCAUCACCUACGCCACCAACCAUCUCAACAUUAUCUUUUGGUUUUUGAAUGUUUUGAAUCGAUUACUCUGGUAUUAAAUAGAUGUUGAUCCAUUGCGAUGACCUCCGUUACCAACCAGAUCGACAUCACCUCCGGUUUCUGAAUGUAUGCAUGAAAGACAAGUUUAUUCGAUGAUGAUAAAGCAACCAGAGGAAUAUGAAGAAAUAAAAGUUGAUGAAACAUACAACUACUUCCCAAUAGAUUAUGCACUGACCAACCAUGAUGUAUGUGCUCAUAUAGCAAUGGAAACAUUUUUUGAAAAAACAAUUACUGGUGAAGAUAGAUGAAAUAUCUGUCAAAAAGCAUCGCUAGAUGAAAAAGGGGUGGCUAAACGAUGAUGAGGCUUUCACUUGAUGAGUUGCCUAAAAGAAGUUCCGACACUCAGAGGUGACAACCACACUGAGUGGAGGAAGAAAGUUGAACUGGCGUUUGUUUGUGCUGAUCUUGACUGGGUUGUGGAGAAACCACAGCCGGUCAGACCCACAGAGCCAGUAAGAGAGGCCACUGAUGAUGAUGCUGCAUGGGCUAAAAAGAAAGGGGACUAUGCUCCUUUGGAGCAGUCCUACCUCAUAGAUAAUCAAAAGUGGGUCAAUGCAAAUAAAAAAUGCAUGGCCUUUAUAAAGAACACCAUUGAGAGCGCCAUUGUGGGCUCCAUUGCAGAGUGCACUUCCGCAGGGGAGUUGCUCUCAAAGAUAAAGAACCAGUUCACUGGCUCUUCAAAGAUAUAUGCCACCCAGGUGUUAGAGCAACUGGUGACAGAAAAAUACACAGGUGGUAGUCAUGGCAUAAGAGAGCACAUCCUCAGGAUGAGCAAUAUGGCAGCAAAGCUUAAGCCCAUGGAUGCGGAUCUGGAGAUCAAACCAGCGCUCCUGGUCCACCUUGUCAUGGCUUCACUACCCAAGGAGUUUGAAGCUUUUGUUGUGAACUAUAAUAUGUCACCUGGAACAUGGGACGUUGAAAAGACAAUAGCAAUGUGUGUUCAAGAAGAGGAGAGACUCAAAGCCUCACAUGGUGGUACACUCAACUAUGUGCAGGGUCACAAAAGAAAGAAUUACAAUCAAAACAACAAAAGUUCUCCUUCAAAGCCACAAGGAAAAGUUUCCUAUCAGCAUCAGCGUCAGCAACAACCUUUCUCAGUGGACAAAGACACUUGUCUCCACUGUAAGAAGACCGGGCAUUACAAGAAAGACUGUCCUGUUUGGCUAAAGUCGAUCAUGGCAAAAAGAGGGAUUCCAUUCGACGCGGACUACACUAAAAAGCGAAAGACGCAUUGAAGUGGCGAACGGAGUUGAAGUAGAAGUUGAAGCUGUCGGUGAUAUCUCCUUGGAGUUAGCUGAUGGAUUCAAUCUUCUACUUAGAGAUGUUUUAUUUGUUCCAUCAUGUCAUAGAAACUUAAUAAGUGUUUCUUGCUUGGACAAAGAUAAUUAUGAGUGUUAUUUUGGACAUGGCAAGUGUGCCAUUUGGUUAAAUAAUGCUUAUGUGGGUGAUGCUUUACUACAUGAUGAGCUUUAUUUGUUAUCACUUCGUGAAAAAGUUUAUUCCGUUUGCAAUGUGAAAGAACAUGUUUUUGCGUCGAAUAAAGAACAAAAGAAAAGAAAAAGAACAUUUGACUCAUCGAAAUUAUGGCACUGUCGCUUGGGCCAUAUUUCGAAGGGGAGAAUAGAAAGAUUAGUCAAAAGUGAAAUUCUUCCUCCGUUAGAAUUUUCAGACUUAGAACAAUGCAUAGAUUGCAUUAAAGGAAAGUACGUAAAACAAAUCAAAAAAGGUGCAAUCCAUAGCACAGGCACACUAGAAAUCAUUCACACUGAUAUUUGUGGACCAUUUCCGGUGAAAAGUGUGGAUGGAUAUGACUCGUUCAUAACAUUCACAGAUGAUUACUCUCGCUAUGGUUAUAUUUAUCCAAUCAAAGAAAGAUCGGAAGCGUUGGAUAAAUUUAAAAUAUUCAAAGCUGAAGUUGAAAAUCAGCACGAUAAAAUAAUAAAGAUAGUAAGGUCCGACCGUGGGGGAGAGUACUACGGUCGACACACUCCAUAUGGCCAAGUCCCUGGACCUUUUGCGAAGUUCUUGCAGGAGACUGGCAUAGUAGCCCAGUAUUCAAUGCCGGGCGAGCCUCAGCAAA
This is a messenger RNA of Aegilops tauschii subsp. strangulata, 3151 nucleotides long. RefSeq lists its product as uncharacterized. Lineage: Eukaryota; Viridiplantae; Streptophyta; Magnoliopsida; Poales; Poaceae. The record is from RefSeq and is a predicted model, not a curated record. Gene Ontology annotation, molecular function: nucleic acid binding; zinc ion binding.